AUGUUGACGUACGGUGUAUUUAUUUGCGACAGAAACGAAGAAGUUCCAUUGAAAAGUCAAUGCGUUCGAUCCUUUUUAAAAGGCCAAGUUGUUGGUUUUCGAUCAACAUUGACUUAUGUCAAUCAUACAGAAAAUCCUCUUGAAGUGUUUUUUCGUACGCCUGUGGACGAUUCCUUUGCUGUAGUAGGUUUGGAGGCUUGCAUUGAUGGCAAAAAAAUCCAUGCUGAAAUACAAGAAAAGGAGAAAGCUCGAGAGAAGUACAAAGAAGCAGUAUCGAGUGGACGAACAGCAGCUUUUGGAGAGGAGAAACAAGGAGAUAUAUUUAGUUUGGUUUUAGGCAAUCUUCCCCCGAAAGAAAUGGCUAUUUUAGAAUUAACUAUGGUUGGUGAACUGAAUGUUGAAGCUGGUGGUGCUGUGAGAUUUGUUUUACCUAAAGUUCUCAAACCUCGUUACACACCGACAGGAAGCAAUAACCCUCUGGCACCCGAAGUAUCUUCCGAUAGUGGGGCAACUGCAAAACAAGGGACUGGACCCGAUUCUUACCAGUUCAGCCUAGAAAUAGAUGAUGCACCAAACAUUGAUAAAGUGACAUCACCAUCACACAAGAUUUUUGCUGACAAUGACGGCGAAAAGAUCAAAGUGACUUUAACGGAAGUAAAACAAACUGAUAUUGUCAUUUUAGUGCAACCAAAAGAGAUAAACAAGCCAUUAAUUAUUGUUGAACCAGGUUUAUCAAAUGGUGAAAACAAUUUUCAAAAAUCUUCAGCAAUCAUGGUGAGCUUCAUCCCAGAAUUCAAGGGUGAAAAUAAUUGUCUUCAAGCAGCUUGUGAAUUUGUGUUUGUAAUUGAUCGAAGUGGUAGUAUGGCUGGAUCCUACAUCAAAGAUGCAGCUGAAACACUUCUACUCUUUCUUAAAAGUAUUCCUGAAGGAUGUUAUUUCAAUAUAAUAGGUUUUGGCAGCAGAUAUGUUCACCUAUUUCCAGAAAGUGUUCCAUACAAUCAAAAAAAUUUGGAAACAGCUGUAAAACAUGCAGAGAAUCUUCAAGCUGAUUUGCGUGGUACAGAGCUAUUUGAUCCUCUUAAACAAAUAUUUAGUCAUGCACCAAAAAAAGAAAACUCCAACUCCAGAUGUUUUUCUUUUGGUAUUGGCUCUGGUGCAUCAACAACUUUAGUGAAAGGCAUUGCACAAGCUGGCAAAGGUGAUAAGAUCACUGAAGAAAGCCAUGCAACCAGCUGUGACAGAUGUUCAAAUUUCUGUCUCUGCUUCCAACAAUAUAACAGUAAAUGUAGUUCCAAAGAAAGGCUUCCACGUAUUUUUGGUGAAUGUCUCAUUGUAUAUGCAAUUCUUCAUGACAAGUCACCAUCCUCAUCACCUCAAGAAGGAAAAAUACUCCUUACUGGUGAUUUACUUGGAGCUAAAGUAGAGCAUAAGAUGAAGUUUCCAAUCAAACCAGCAGUGAAAAAAGAGACUGCUUCCCAAGUGUCAACUAUUCACCACCUUGCAGCCAAGAAGUUGAUAAAAGAAUUGGAGUUGGAUGGUGGAAAAAAGGCAGAGAUGAUCCAGCUAAGUUGUGACUCCAAUGUUAUAUCAUCACAAACUGCAUUUAUUGCUGUUGAUCAAGAUAGAAAACAAGCAGUUAAAGGAAGUUUGCACAGUUGGGAUUUAAUUCCUCGAGGAGAAACUGUUGAGAGUUGGAGACUCCGGUGGAAGAGUCUUGGGCUCGUGCACUUAGAAGUGCCAGAAGAUGUUUUGAACGUUCAAGUGACAUACUUUUAG
Messenger RNA from Xenia sp. Carnegie-2017, 1776 nucleotides. Its product is annotated as von Willebrand factor A domain-containing protein 5A-like. Bases 1 to 1776 code for a protein of 591 amino acids. Lineage: Eukaryota; Metazoa; Cnidaria; Anthozoa; Malacalcyonacea; Xeniidae. The transcript has 4 exons. The record is from RefSeq and is a predicted model, not a curated record.